CAAAUUCUUAGUUGCAGUUGCACUAGGUUUGAAUCAAUUUUCCGUUGCACGCAACCGGAAAACCCUGAUGUCUGUAAAAGAGGGGAGAGUGUUUGACGCGCGUGACGUUUCUCGCCGAAGUAGAUCCAAAUCUAGCGAAAACGGGAGCCAAAAAUAAACAUUUAGGUUAAACAACUGAACAAAGAUGACAUCUGUUUCAAUAUUUUGUUGUUUUCGACAUUGUACUGACGGCGUAAACGGCUACCGAUUCUCGUCAAAGGCACAAAAUGCCCCCAAAGAAAAUCCUAUUCAGUUAGACACACAGUUUAUGGGAUAUGAGGUGGUUAUUGUGAAAUCUGGACAGCGAUUAUGCGGGGCAGGUGCGGCGUUGGGUAAUGCACCUCUGGUGCAGUCCAAGGCAUACUUUGAGGUGAAAAUUCAACAAGGUGGUUCUUGGUCAAUUGGUUUGGCUACAAGACAGACUGAUCUCAGUUUAACACAAGGUGGAAUGGAUGAAUAUUCAUGGGCUUUAUGUAGUGAUAACAUAAUUAGACAUAAUAAGCAGGAUAUAUAUAAGAUAGGCACACCCACAAAUAUAAUCUCAAAUGGAACCAAUAUGACACCAUUAGCACCUCAGGAAGGCGACAUUAUAGGCAUAUCUUAUGAUCAUAUUCAAUUAAAGUUUUUCUUAAAUGGUGCUGAAUUGGAGUAUCCUGUCACAAAUGUAAAGGGAACAGUGUAUCCAGCAUUGUAUGUUGAUGACGGUGCAAUUCUGGAUGUAAUCCUUGAAAGUUUCAAUUUCCCGCCGCCAUCGGGUUUUGAUAAAAUCAUGUUGGAACAAUCUUUACUAUAAGCUCAUUCAUCAUCUUGCAUAACUUACUCUCUUCACCUAUUUAAUUAAUUUUCACACUUCACUAUCCCUCUUAUAAUCUUUAAAAUGAGUCUUAUGCAUUAAUCCCCUCACACUACGUAUAAAGACGACAUUUUUCAAACGCUAUAUCGAAAACGUGCUCUUACUCACCUAUCUAUAUCUAUUCUUGAUAAGAAAAGUAAUUUAACAUUAUAAACAAAAACAAAAGAUCAAAUAUUAAGUACAUAUGUGUUAAACGUAAUUGGUUCUUGUUUCUUGCUGAAUUCUUUUCAAAUAUUUACUAAAUGUUUCGACCACAAAAUAUUCGGCUUUGAGUGUUCAGUUAUUCGCAUUCAAUUGAAGUUAUCGACCAGUUUGUAGAAAUUUUCUGAUUUGAUUAUAUAAAGACUUAUUAAACAUUUUGUAAAUAGAGAGUAGCAAAAUUGUAUUUAUUAUAAAUUUUAGGGUGGUCGCAAAUGAAAUGUGUACAUAUAUUUUUGUAUUGCUUACACUUUUAUCAAUUAGUUCUCGUGAUUGCCAAGAGGCGAAGAGGCGCUACGUUUGAACCAAAUCAAUGAACAGCGCUUGUGUUAAAACCAGACUUGUAAAGGCCGUGUGAUUAACUUAUUAAGAAAGAAAAUGGAAUGAAUGCAUUAUGUUAUUACUUUGUUUCUUGGUAAAUAAUUAAUAAAUGUCCAUAAAUAUAUAA
This is a messenger RNA of Dalotia coriaria, 1538 nucleotides long. Its product is annotated as SPRY domain-containing protein 7. Bases 185 to 832 code for a protein of 215 amino acids. The transcript has 4 exons. The record is from RefSeq and is a predicted model, not a curated record. Gene Ontology annotation, molecular function: protein binding. NCBI's taxonomy places the organism in Eukaryota, Metazoa, Arthropoda, Insecta, Coleoptera, Staphylinidae.